Drosophila hydei is the source of this 2528-nucleotide messenger RNA. RefSeq names its product alpha-protein kinase 1 (gene brk). The transcript has a single exon. The record is from RefSeq and is a predicted model, not a curated record. Lineage: Eukaryota; Metazoa; Arthropoda; Insecta; Diptera; Drosophilidae. Bases 48 to 2372 code for a protein of 774 amino acids.
GCAGCAGCCCCAGCAGCAUUGCCGCCGCCGCAGCAGCAGCCGCAGCCAUGGCAGCAGCCGCCGCAUUGAGCUUUAAUCAACAGGAGCAACAUAAGCUACCUGUCAAGGACUCGACAACAGUUGCAGAGCGCCACAGCAAUGGCAACGGCAACAGCCACAGCAACAGCAGCACCAACAGCAGCGCCUGCAGCCCCAAAAUGGGCUCACGUCGCAUCUUCACGCCGCAAUUCAAGCUGCAGGUGCUCGAGUCGUACCGCAAAGACAACGACUGCAAGGGCAAUCAGCGUGCCACAGCGCGCAAGUACAACAUCCAUCGACGCCAGAUACAAAAGUGGCUGCAAUGCGAGCCCAAUUUGCGCUCGUCGGUGGCCAACAAUCAGCAUCAGCAUCAACAGCAGCAGCAGCACCACCAUCAGCAGCAGCAGCAGCAGCAACAGUUGCAGCAGCAUCAGCAGCAAUUGCAGCAGCAACAGCAGCAGCAUCUGCAUCAGCAUCAGCAGCAGCAACAGUUGCCGCCGCCGCAACCGUUGGCGCCGCCAACAGUUACAAUGAAGCCGCAUCAGUUCCAUCAGCUGCCGCAUGCAUUGGCCGCCCACCAUCAUCACCAUCAUCAUCACCAUCAGGCGGCAGCGGCCGCCUCCGUGGCAGCAGCUGUUGCUGCCGCGCAUGCCCAUCAGAUGCUGACGAACAGCUUUGCCGCGCCCCACACUCAUCCGCAUCCUCAUCAAUUGGCGGCCGCAGCUGCAGCAGCGGCAGCGGCAGCAGCAGCCGCUCCACCGCUGGCACCGCCGCCGCCGCCACCACCUCUGCUGCCCCACAGCAAUGGCACAACAGCAAUAGUUGCCAGCGCCAGUGGCAGCAACAGCGGCAGCAGCUAUACGUUGUCGGCCGCCAAAAUUGCAGCUGUGGUAGCAGCCUUUGCCAACAACAACAACAGCAGCAGCAGCAGCAACAAUUGCCACAAUAACAGCAGCAGCAGCAACAGCAGCAACAGUUGCAGCAGCGCCACAACGUUGCCAUAUUGCUCAACCAUGCAGCAGCAACAAGUGCCAAAUGCCGUGCCAAUAACCAGCAACAGCAGCAACAACAACAACAACAACAACAAUAACAACAACAACGACAACAGUCAGCACAUUCCUCAGCCCGCACCGCAGCAACAUGCAACACAGCAGCAACAGCCGCUUGCCUAUGCCUAUUAUUUGCCACUGCCCGCGCCAAUGGAUCUGUCGCUAAGCAGCGCAGCGCGACGCCAGCGCGAACAACAGCAACAGUUGCAGCUAGAACAGCAACAGCAGCAGCAGCAAUCAUUGCCCCUGGGUUGUCGCAAGCGCGCGGCACAAACGCUGUGGCAAGGCGAGAGCAGCUGCAGCAACAGCAGCCCGGCGGAUAAGCUGAGCAAACUGGAGGCCAUCAAAUGCGAGCCCAGCGACAAUGAGGCGGACGACGAUGUGGACAUCGAUGUGGAGGCGGAGGCUGAGGCCGAGACUGAGGCUGAGGCGGCAGCAGCAACUGUUGCUGAGCACAAGCUGCCCGCCAAGCAGGUGAAGCUGUUCAAGCCCUAUUUGCUGGACGAGAGUGCAGCACAGGAGCAAGAACGGGAACGGGAACGGGAACGAGAACAGGAGCAGGAGCAGGAGCAUGACCAGGAUCAGGAACAGCUUGAGCUGCGCGUUGAAGACGAGUGCGAUGCGGAUGCCGAUGAUGAGGAGCAUGCCACGCUCAAUGGCAGCAGCAGCGCCAGCAGCAAGAAGAAGAAGCGAGUCGCGCCCAAGCAGCGGGAGCCGAUCAUCUGGAGCAAUCAUCCGUUUGCCGGCGGCAGCAGCAGCAACAGUUGCUUUCAGUCACCGCCGCCGCCGUCGCUGCUGAUGCCCUAUGCAGCCGCUGCAGCAACGCUGCCGCCGUUUCACGCCGGGAGUCCUCAGCAGCAGCAGCAGGCACAGCAACAGCAGCAGCAGCAGCACUUUCAAGGCAGCACCAGCUGCAGCAGCAGCAGCAACAGCAGCAAUUGUGGCGGCAGCAAGCCCGCCACGCCCACAAUUAACGUGCUCAGCCCCUUCUCGGCGCCGGCGCUAUCGCCCAUCGGCUUCUGCUGUCCCAAAGGCUCGCCCGUGUCCGGCUACGAGAGCAGCUCCUCCACAUACAGCGACAGCCCCAGCGCCAGCUCCUCCUCCACGCACGGCUACAGCCUCAAUUUGCAGGUGCAUGCCGCCGUCUACAACGACAAUCUAAUGCAGCAGCAGCAGCAGCAACAGCAGAUGCAGCGGUGGCUUGAUCAGGAGGCGCUGGCACGUCUUAACUCGGCUGCGGCGGGCGGCGCAACAGCCACGCCCACCAACAGCAGCAGGGCGGCGCCCAUCACACUGCUGGCCUAAGCGGCAGCAACAGUUGCUGCCAUCCACAGCAGCAAUCGAACCACCCACCUUAGCAAGCGUUUGGGGGCGUGGCCUAGGGCCUCUUCCUGGGCCUUGUAAGUUACAGAUUAACAAAAAGUCUAAAAACAAAAGAAAAAAAUCCUUUUUUUUGCCUGU